AUGGCAGAAAUAUCAGUGAAAUCAUCGAAUGAUAAUCAAGCAGUGGAUUCUUCAGAAUCGAAUAAUGCAAAUAUUAAAAGCAAUGAACGACCAUUUUUAUUUGGAGUACAUUUUAAAUUAUUGAGAAAUCCAGAUCCAGCGAUACCAAGAACAAUGGUCGCAAUAGCCGUGAACUUUAUUCUUUCUCAUAUUCUUAUUUAUGGUAUUACCGGUAAUCCGAGAGCCGCAUUCUUAGGCGGAACUUUAACAAUUCCUGUAGCUGGAUUUACUGCAGUGAAAGAAGCAAAUCAAGAUUAUGAACGAUGGAAAGUUUUGAGAGUUUUAAAAAUUCGUGACGAUAUGCCUGAUGAUCAACUACCAUAUCGAACAAGGCACGAUUGGACUGAAUUUGAUCGUUAUUUAAGGGAACAUCAAUUACUAAAGUGA
Molecule: messenger RNA, 426 nt
Organism: Dracunculus medinensis (Guinea worm)
Lineage: Eukaryota; Metazoa; Nematoda; Chromadorea; Rhabditida; Dracunculidae
Source: the annotation of a GenBank genome assembly